AUGUCUGUUGCAAUCGAUACGAUCGAGCUACGUAUGGCCCGUCCAUCUGAUAUCGGGGCGAUUCAACGCCUUUGCCUGGAAUGUUUCCCUGUGCGUUAUCCGGAUCUGUGGUACAACGAAUUAGUCUCCACCACUCGCUAUCUCACUCUUCUUGCCUGCCUUCCUUUAUCUAAUUGUCGUCAGUUCGAAGCUGUACGAGGAGAGGAGGGGAGCGUUGUUGGUCUUAUAGUUGCAGAAUAUCGCGCUCUCGGUAGCUGCAAAGUGGCUGUGAGACUCUUCAUCUCGCUCAUCGAUCGGACAAUUAUUCAUCCAAGAUUGUCGGCUAGUUCAGUUGUAAUGUACAUCCUUAGUUUGGCUGUCACCUCACGGUAUCGCAAAUGUGGCAUUGGCUCUCUUCUCCUCUCCGUGCUCCUUGAUCAUGCGAAAAGGCAACGGUACUUUUCAAGCUGCGCUGAUCCUGGUACUAACAAUUUACAGUAUCAGCCACUCCUUGAAUCCGAUGAACCCAUACCAUCAACUCUUCACUUAAGUCCACAUCAGUUCAAGUUUGUUCGAUGGUUGUGGCAGCAGCAUCGAACCUACAUGCCCUGCCGUGCAGUAUAUUUGCAUACUGAGUGCACCAACCACGUUGCAUUGCGGUUCUAUCGGCACCGAGGCUUCAAUCUACACCACCUAGUUCCGCGUUGCUACCUCAUCGAGGGCCGCGUUGCUGAUGGAUUUUGCUGUGUGUUUUACUGCAAUGGUGGAUAUCCACAUCGCUCGUUUGCGUAUCCUUUCUACUCACUACUUUAUUUUUUCAAGAUUUCACGGAUUGUGCCCUGGCAACGCUCCCCGUCCGCAUCGGCUUCUUCGGAUACCACCUCCACUCUCUUUCUUCCUCAGUCGCUUUAG
Molecule: messenger RNA, 891 nt
Organism: Hydatigera taeniaeformis
Lineage: Eukaryota; Metazoa; Platyhelminthes; Cestoda; Cyclophyllidea; Taeniidae
Source: the annotation of a GenBank genome assembly